UUUAGUUGCAAAAACAACGUAUUUGUGAGAGGACGCAGAAAUAGUGGGUGAUUGAAAAAAUGGAGGAAGAAGGCAAUGAAGUGGUGAUUGUUAAGAACGUUUACGGCGAUGUGUGCAUUAGGAAGAAAGCUAGAAGAAAACGUCAGAAAGUAUUAGUGCAAGAGCUGUUAUACGAUUAUGCGAACAAUACUACUCUGCACGGCCUUCCUUACAUCACUAGGAGAGGACUUACCAAUGUUGAGAAAGUAUUUUGGUUCAUCACAUUUAUUGCCAGUAUAGCGUUGUGCAUGUAUUUGAUCAGUAAGGUGUGGUUCAAGUGGCAGACCAGCCCUGUCAUAGUCACCUUCAGCGAACAAAUGGUUCCCGUUAGCAUGGUACCAUUUCCAUCGGUCACAUUAUGUCCACAGUCUAAAGUCAAAGUAUCAGCUUACAACUUUACCGAUGAAAAAAUAAAACUGGAUGCGUUUUUGGAGACCAAGCCAGCGAAUGAAACUCUUAAUGCUACGAUGCGAGCACGCUUCGCCAAAUUUGAUGCGCUCUUCCAAAUUUGUGAUAAAACAUUUUUAUACAACGAAUUCGAUUUGACUGAAGUCUAUCCAACUACGCGUGCAGAUGCUUCUAUGGUCAAAUAUAUGUUUGAAGCAGCUCCCAACUUUACCGACAUUUUUGAAUACUGUAAAUUUGCCGGGGAUUACGUCAGUUGUCGGGAACUUUUUGACAAAGUUCUGACGAGAGAGGGAAUUUGUUACAAUUUAAAUUCUCUAGCGGCCGAUGAAAUAUUUCGAUAUCGAAACUUACAGAGGGACUACAAAUAUUCGUACGCAACAAGGAAAAGCAAUGGAUGGUCCAUGGAGUACGGUUACGAUUUUGUAAUAAAUUCAUCAUUUUAUCCACUUCCAGGAUCGGAAGGGAUUGCCGCCCCUAUUGUAGAAGCUGUGUUAAAGUCAUCAUCACUUGAAAGAGAUCAAUUGUGCAACGUCAUCAACUCCGGUUUCAGAGUUUAUAUUCAGCACCCAUCAGAUGUGCCACAGACGUCUCUAUAUUACUAUGCUGUGUUACACAAUCAAGUGUCAUCUAUGGCAAUAAGUUUCGACGUAUUGAAUACUUCAGAAUCUUUGAGAGGUUAUGAUCCUGAAGUACGUCAGUGCUAUUUCCCGGAUGAACGGUACUUAAAAUAUUUUAAAAUCUACUCAUCCAAGAACUGCAGGAUGGAAUGUCUGGCCAAUAUAACGUUUUCACUAUGUCAAUGCGUAGAAUUCUAUAUGCCUCAUUCAAGCAGCAAUAAGAUUUGCACUGGAGAUGAUGAUGAUUGUAUUUUUCUCGCAAGAGGUGAAAUGUUGAAACAAGAAUCGAUUCAGGGUAAUUUUACAUGUCACUGUCUGCCUUCUUGCAACAGCGUCGACUAUAACGCAGAAAUUCUGAAGACAGAUUUUAAACUGAAGAAAUUCAUUAAUAUAGUUAAGAAACUUCGGAAUUAUUCUGACGACAGCUUCAACAAUAUCAAUUUGUCUAAAAUAGAGAUGUACUUCAUGAAGCCUAGGUUUCUGUCAAUGAGGCGGUCGGAGUUGUUCGGAGUCACCGACUUUCUCGCGAACUGCGGAGGUCUUUUGGGUCUAUUCUUAGGGUUCUCAUUUCUAAGCCUCGUGGAGAUCAUCUAUUUUCUUUCUUUGAGACUAUGCUGUACGCUGAAGAAGGAUCUAGAAGAAGAAAAAGCGAAAGCCAAUUUAGAACAAGAGUAUGAAAUAGAAAAAUAUUAGUUUUAUUUUCAAUGUUAACUUUUAACGUUUUAAUGUUAAACGUCACUUCAAGUUACGAUCGUCAUUAUCACAAUAAUAUUUCUUAUCGAUUUAAUUAUACAGUUUAAAGUAAUA
Helicoverpa zea (corn earworm) is the source of this 1871-nucleotide messenger RNA. Its product is annotated as pickpocket protein 28-like. Gene Ontology annotation, cellular component: membrane. The record is from RefSeq and is a predicted model, not a curated record. The transcript is spliced from 14 exons. Gene Ontology annotation, molecular function: ligand-gated sodium channel activity. The coding region runs from base 60 to 1757 and encodes 565 amino acids. NCBI's taxonomy places the organism in Eukaryota, Metazoa, Arthropoda, Insecta, Lepidoptera, Noctuidae. Gene Ontology annotation, biological process: sodium ion transmembrane transport.